Malurus melanocephalus (red-backed fairy wren) is the source of this 6309-nucleotide messenger RNA. RefSeq names its product ST3 beta-galactoside alpha-2,3-sialyltransferase 3 (gene ST3GAL3). NCBI's taxonomy places the organism in Eukaryota, Metazoa, Chordata, Aves, Passeriformes, Maluridae. The record is from RefSeq and is a predicted model, not a curated record. Gene Ontology annotation, molecular function: sialyltransferase activity. The coding region runs from base 943 to 2202 and encodes 419 amino acids. The transcript has 13 exons.
CCUGCUAAGCUCAGCUCCCUAAGCUCUUCCCAAAUGUGGCAACUGUGACAUCCAUGAUUCUAGGAUAGAGAGCAAGUGAGGGAGAUGUGUGGGAGUGGAAAUAUCCCUGACUACUAAACUCCAUUCAUCAGUUCCUGAAUGUGCAGCUGAGAUACAGGUGGUUCUAACCUGCCAGCAGGGGGUUUGGAAAAGAUUUGGGACAAUCCUGCCUGAAUGCUUAUCCUGAUGCUAGGGUAGAAAAUGCAGCCCUUUAAGAGAGAAAAUAGGAAAAAGCAGAUUAAAUCCCUGURUCAAAGCAUUAGGGAGGCUCAUUGUGGGAUUCUACAUCUUGAAAAGGAUUCAGGAAAAUCAGAGAUGCUCUAUAGAGCAGAAACACAAAAAUUGCUCAAGGGUGGGAGGAAAAGCCUGGCAGAAAGAGAACUAAGCGACUCGGUAUAUUUAGCUUUUCAGAAAGAUGGAUGAGAGGGGGUUUGCUUGCAGCAUAUGUGUAGUGUCACAAAGAGAAAAUGCCAGGCUCUGAAAGGCUCUUUAAUCAAGCAGAAGGCAGAAMAAAAUGGUAUGUCUGCAAGCUGAAGCCAGACACAGGGAGGUGGGAUGCUCUUCUGAACGUGAGAGUGAGGGACUCCUGAAACAAACCCAGAAAAGUGGGAGUCUCCAACGCUUGUCUUCAAUUCAAGCCUACCUCCUCUUUGGAAUCUAUGAGUGAACCAAACAUAGAGUAUUGGAAUUACUGCAAGGAGAUGAACUACUGAGCAGGGUGCCGGCCAGGUGCUUGCAGUCACACAGCCACCUGCCASACAGGAGCAUUGGGUCACUUCAUCUGAGGAAGACGCUGGGAAACCUGGUCCAGUCAGGCAGAGCGUUUGGGGAGCCGAUCGGGCAACUUCCAGCUGUUUACCUGCACCCUAAGUGGUCAUGUAGAAGAGCAGAUUUAAUGUGAAGAUGGGACUCUUGGUGUUUAUGCGUAACCUGCUACUAGCCCUCUGCCUCUUUCUGGUACUGGGAUUUCUGUACUAUUCCGCUUGGAAGUUGCACCUUCUCAGAUGGGAGGAUUCAAAUUCAGUGGUUCUUUCCUUUGACUCCGUUGGACAUACACUAGGCUCAGGAAGGAGAGAGAGAAAAACUGUGGCUAUUGUGCUUCCGCUGUCCAUCCCAUCUCACCUUGCUGCAGACCCAGGAAAAGACAGAGCCCAGAAAGAACCCACAGAAACCAUGGCAGCUGCAGGCCCAGCCAUUCCCAAAUAUGACAAACUGGGCUUUCUCCUGAACCUGGACUCAAAAUUGCCUCCAGAACUGGCCUCAAAGUAUGCCAACUUCUCUGAGGGAGUGUGCAAGCCAGGCUAUGCAUCAGCGCUCAUGACUGUCAUCUUCCCAAAGUUCUCGAAGCCRGCACCAAUGUUCUUGGAUGAUUCCUUCAGGAAAUGGGCACGUAUCAGGGACUUUGUACCACCCUUUGGAAUUAAAGGACAAGAUAAUCUGAUCAAAGCCAUCCUGUCAGCAACCAAAGAUUACCGUCUAACUCCAGCUCUUGACAGUCUCAGCUGCCGGCGAUGUAUUAUUGUGGGAAAUGGAGGAGUACUCGCAAAUAAGUCAUUGGGGCUAAAAAUUGAUGACUAUGAUGUUGUCGUCAGGCUGAACUCGGCUCCGGUGAAGGGCUUUGAAAAAGAUGUGGGUGGCAAGACAACGCUCCGGAUCACAUAUCCUGAAGGUGCAAUCCAGAAAAUGGAGCAGUAUGAGAAGGAUUCCCUGUUUGUUCUGGCAGGAUUCAAAUGGCAGGAUUUCAAGUGGCUGAAAUACAUUGUUUACAAGGAGAAAGUGAGUGCCUCUGAUGGCUUUUGGAAGUCAGUGGCAACCCGUGUCCCAAGGGAACCUCAUGACAUACGUAUCCUGAAUCCCUACUUCAUCCAGGAGGCAGCUUUCAGCUUCAUCGGACUGCCUUUCAACAACGGCCUGAUGGGCAGAGGGAACAUCCCCACCUUGGGAAGCGUAGCAAUAACCAUGGCGCUGCACAACUGUGAUGAGGUGGCGGUAGCUGGGUUUGGCUAUGACAUGAGUUCACCCAAUGCACCGCUGCACUACUAUGAGAACAUCAAGAUGUCUGCCAUCAAAGAGUCCUGGACGCACAACAUUCAACGGGAGAAGGAGUUUCUGAGGAAGCUGGUGAAAGCCCGAGUCAUCACUGACCUAACCAGUGGGAUCUGAGUGGCUGCAGCCACUGCCUCCAAGGGAGGAGACGAAGACACGCUGCAGCUCCAGGAGCAGGCACUGGCAGCCCCCUGCAAGAAUCCCACCUCACUGAAGACACACAGAGAUGCCCAGGUGCUCUGGGAAGACCCUCUUGCAUUGGCAGUCUGCACGAGGGGUACAUCUGCCACCUCCAGGCCUGGAGCUGACAGGAGGUGGGCAAGGGGCUGAGCGGACAGUUCUUGAACUCUGCAUCGCAGACAGAUCUUCUGCUUCCUGAAUUAGACAGGAAAGACUCAGGAGAGAGAAGAAAGGUUUGUCAAUAAAAUGAUUUGUGCCAAAUGGGAGGUGAUGCUGCCCCAAGGCAGCAAUGCCUGAAUGUACAAAGUAUUAUUUUUUAAAAGACUCUGCUGGAACCAUACUAGAAAUACCAAGGUACAAGGCAAAGUCUGCUUGUGCACAGCCCUGCGAAAAACCUGGCCUCUUCAUGCUCCAUCUGCAUUGUCACCGGCCUCAGACCUUUCUCCAGGAAGACAAAUCCAUCCARAACUUUGGUGUCACUGGUGCUGUUACAAUUCGAAGGGAUAAUAAUGGCUUCCUCUCAUUCUCCACUUGGAGCUUCUGGAUGGAGAUGAGCAUGGGUUUGUUYUUCUGCAUUUUUCCUCGCUUCCUCCACAGAGGCAGCAACAGCAGCAGCCACUGACUUGGCUGUGUUUUUCAUAGCCAUUUGCUCUGCCUCUGCCUUGAUCCUGAGGUGGAGCAGGAGCCAGUGGCUUUCUCCGCUUACAGCAGACCCUCCUCACCUUCCUGCCCGUCACGAUGCAGAGGCUCCUGCCCCGUUGUGCUCAAGGCUGUCSGGCCUCCUGGUUUGUGCCUGCUGUGCAGGGCCCCCGUGGAGUCCGUGCAGACUGCUGUCACUGUUUCUGGACAGCAUCUCRCUUUGGUUUUGUGUGGGAGGGGAGUAAUUUAUUCUUUGGAAGGAGGUCAGAUCUGAGUGCAGAUCUCAAGCUUUACAGUUUGAGAGCAGACUGCUGAAGAUGUUUGUUUUACGUUCCAGACUCGAUCAUGUUCCCUAUUUAAGCGACGUGUGACCUCAAUGAUGAUGGAACCUGAUGGGAACUCUCACCCUCUGCUCGGCCCCCUGCUCACUCCAUUUCCAAGCUCCUCCCAUGCUGCUCGAGCACUGCUGCUCCUCCUGCUCUCAGGAGCACGUCCUUCCUUCGCCGUCUUGGUCCCAAGAUGCAGUAUUUGCACAUUUGAUUUGUAUACGUAUUUCAGAGGAGCUGGAAUAAACUGAGCAAUGUGGCCAAGUGAGAGGGUAGCAGGGUGGUCUCAUCCGCCUGAAGAGCAUGAUCAGGAGGGCGAUUGCCAAGGGAAUGACUGAUUACACGUGGAAAGUGRCUCCUGAGACUGGAGCAGGCUGGACUGCACCCACAGGCACUGUCCCAGUACCUGGGUGUUGAGGCACAGGCAGCCAGCACUGUGUUCAGUGGAGGGGGAUCCCCGAGGAAUGUGGGGUGGACUCAUGGUCCUGGCACUGUGACUGUCACAGCCCAAGGAUUGCAGUCUGCCUUGCUCUGAACUGAAGGGGGAGCAUGGCCCUGGCAUGGGCAGGGGAUGCUCAGAGCAGGGCUCACGUGGCUCCCCUAGACCAACUCUGCACCUGCUGACUUGCGGAGGGCUGUGCCUUUGGAGCUGAGACCCUCAAGGGGCUGUGCAGGAGGGGCAGGCAGUGACCCAGGCAUGACAGAGGAGCAAACUGYACAGAAUUAUUUGAGUCCAGGCUGCAGGCAGAGGCAGCUGCCAGGACACGGCACUGAGAGCUGCUUACAGACCAGCAUGGGAUGUGUCCCUCRGGAGCCUCUCCUGCCUGGUGUGCCUGUAGCCAAGGGGCUUGUUCAAGGGCAAGUCCUGCCCAGCUUCUUGUUGUGGCUGCUGUUUCCCUUGUCAUCUGGGAGCAGCCCAAAGAUCCUGCUGCUUCUGGGCUGCAGAGAUCACGCUGGGAGGGCUCUCUUUCCCUUUACCCUCCCYAUGUCCUUUCCCCACUGCUCUGGCCUCCCUGUUCCCCCAGGGACACGCCUGCUGUAAGGAUGCUCUGUGAGGUUUCCAGCAGGUUUUUGAGCAUAUGCUAUGGCAGAUACUCCUUUGAAGUAUCUCCCAGUUUGUUUUUCCUUCUCAAGAAGUCCAUGGGACUGGAUUUCCAUGGCUCUCACCAAGCAACACGCCCUUUGCAGUUCCCAUAUAUCAGCCUGGACUUAGGACCAUCAUCUUUUGAGCCAUGCUGGCAGUGGGGAUGCUCGGUCUGGAGCUGGCUGAGAUUGUGGCUGGGAAAGGGUUGACAACUCCUCUUAGUCCUUGAACUGGGUCUUUAAGCAGCUGCCAUGGGAGCCUCGGGGCAGGGAUAGGCGAUGGGCUGUACCCAUGUGCUGCAGUGAGCUGAGAUGCCAGCGUGGGAAGCUGCACCCAGAAGGAGGAGGGGGAUAAAGAGCCUUCAGUGUCUGUGGUGGGCUCCUCUCCACCCUCGUGGAGGCUUGUGAUGGCAUUAAUCUGAUUUAGAUUGGUUUAUUGAGCACUACAAAACUACAGGGCACUUUCAUCCUCCAACUCGCUGGCUCCAGGUCCAAGGACACAGCAUGGCCACUGCUCGGCCUUCCCUGUCAYCCCAGCUCUUCACCACAGCCAUGAACAGGUCCUGAUGGAAGUUCAGAGCAGGGACAUAACUCCAGGCCCUUCCUUCCACCCUGACGGGGGUCUCCAGGCAGAAGUGUCCAAGUUGAAUAGGUGAGUGAGUGGCCCAGAGUGACUGUGGUGGGUCAGGACCCCCUGCAGGUAGAAGGAAAGAGCGUUURGGGGCCAAGGCUCUCCUGUGGCUCACUGACACCACGGAGCAGCCCGUGGCCAGGUGAUGGGGCUCCAGCUCCAGGAGCAGUGCCCAGCACUGGGUUUUGCUCCUGGGUGCCGUUCUUUUGGCUGCCUCUCCACGCACACCUGCAGCCACCUCCCGCCCUCGAAACGCUGCAGUCCUGCCAGCACAGAGCGGUGCACACAGGUCAGAGCAGGGUCAGUGGGACGGAUGUGAGUCUUGGCCUCUCCCUUGCAGUGACUCACCUUGUCAGAUCGGAAGGGAGAGCCCAGGGGAAUUCUCCACAGCCUAAAUAUAGAGCGGGGUUGCCUGGUGCCUCUGAUGCGCUGUGGUGCAGAAAGGCCACUCGGGUGGCAGGGAACCCGCCCAGAGAGGGCCAGGGAAACACAGAGACAUCAGGAGCCAGCGCCCACAGUGGGUUUCACUCCAGCUGGUGCUCCAGGUCUGGGAUGCUGCUGGGCAGCCUGCACAUGCUGCUCUAAAGGACAGGGUCUGCCAGAGAGUUGCUGCUGCUGUGCUGACCACACCAUGAGCUGCUUGUGCAUUUAUGGCAGCGCCCACCACACUGGCAUUGGGCUCCUGCCACCAGCUCACUCCAUUAGGCCUGGCCAUGCUGUGGUCUCAAGCUCACAUGUGCCAAAGGGAAGCAYCAUGGCCAGGUAGCAGGAGGCAGCAGUGGGAUCCAGCCCAACAUUCCUCAUCCCAGCAUCUCUGGUUUCCAGUGUCUCCUUGGAGGGAGCAGUGGGGAGGUCCUGCCAGGCCAUGCUGUGCUACCCCUCAGUGUGGGCACUGCUGGGAGUGGGGGAAGGUGUCAGAACAGGGCAGUCUGUGUCAAUGGCCACAGCUGGGUUGGGUACAGGCAGAACUGGACACGGGCAAGGGCUUCCAAGUGUUUGGCAGGGAGGCAGCCACCAUGCCGAGCUCCACGGGCACCAGCACGGCAUUCAAGUGUGUGUCACUCGCAGUAUUAGAGACGUGUCCUUUGGUGCAGGAGCUCCUUUGGGGCCACUGCCCAGCCCCUCUGGGCUCUGGCUCCUUGCACAGCCUGCACGGGGUCUCGAAAAGGCCAGUGCAUUCGCCGGUACUGUACCAAGCCAAGAUGCAAGAACUCAAUGAGUUUUUAAAAUUAGUUUUAGUUUCUKCAAUUUUUUUUAAUUUCCCCUCUAGGCAGGGAGGGCAAGAGUCUUGCAGGCUCCUCCAAGCCGGCUUAUGUCACAUCAAUUCAAGUCAUAUCACAGAAGCAAUAAAGCUAUCAAACAAGC